Diabrotica virgifera virgifera (western corn rootworm) is the source of this 1877-nucleotide messenger RNA. Its product is annotated as putative glucosylceramidase 4. Gene Ontology annotation, molecular function: glucosylceramidase activity. Lineage: Eukaryota; Metazoa; Arthropoda; Insecta; Coleoptera; Chrysomelidae. The transcript is spliced from 9 exons. The record is from RefSeq and is a predicted model, not a curated record. The coding region runs from base 136 to 1797 and encodes 553 amino acids. Gene Ontology annotation, biological process: glucosylceramide catabolic process.
AUUCAUGGUUAAGGUCUUGAACAGAUACGCAAAACUUUACAACUUAAAUCACCUAAAACUGUUAUCACGAUAUUUAACAAGCAUAUAAGUAAAUUACCAUGGUAUGGUAUAAUAGAUGUUAAUAAUAUCCGUACCAUGUACACCAGUGUGAAGGCUUUGUUAUUGUUUCACGUGCUAAUAAGGGGAGUACCAUUUGUUGUAUCCCGGAAUUGUGUGCCCAAAGAGCUUGAACCGGAUAAGAUCGUCUGCGUUUGCACCGACACUUACUGUGAUGUUCUUGAACCAGUAGAAAAACUUCCUCCAACCGAGUACGCCGUAUAUACAUCUAAUAGAGAUGGGGAAAGGUUCUCCAAAAAGAUCAGUUAUUUUACACGACCAAUCGUAUUUACAAAUUGCACCGUACCUAAUUCCGAUAGAGCAUGCGAACAUAAUGUUCAUGUUGACUAUGUUCUUUGUUCUCAAAAUCAAAAGAAAAAUGUGCAGGAGAGUAUUGACGCUAAAAAAGCUGAGAAAAAGAUUUACAUUAAUCCAGAAACUCGAUAUCAAGAAAUUUUUGGUUUCGGAGGAGCUUUUACGGAUUCGACAGGAAUAAAUAUCAAGAAUAUGAGUCCUGAACUUCAAGACUAUGUAAUUAGGUCAUAUUUUUCAGAUGAAGGUCUAGAAUACAAUUUGGGAAGAGUACCAAUGGGUGGUACUGAUUUUUCUGAUCACUACUACUCUUACAUGGACAGUGAUGAAGAGGAUUUAAAUUGCAUAGAUCCCAAGUUAAGACAAAUGCAGCUUGCUCCAGAAGAUUUUGAGUAUAAGAUUCCAAUCAUACAAGAAGCCCUUAACAUUGCCAAAGACCUUAAGCUCAUUACUUCUACUUGGACCAUACCGAAAGCAUUUAAAGAAAGUAACUUGUAUCGAGGAACCAUGGGCUUUGUUAUAGAUGAACUCUAUCAGCUUCUGGCUGAUUAUUAUGUAAAAUUUUUGGAUCUAUAUUCAAAGUAUGGAAUUAGUUUUUGGGGUAUCUCUACAGGAAAUAAACCCUUCUUAGCUAUGGCUGAAAUUGUUGGUGUUCCAGCUGUUUUUUGGUUUCCGGAUGAUUUGAGUCUUUGGAUAAGAGAGAAUUUGGGACCUACAAUAAGAAAAUCUGCCUUUAAAAAUAUUAAAAUGUUGACUUUGGAUGAUCAAAGACCACUUUUGCAAAUUUUACCUAAGGUUUUAGCACACUAUAAAACUCUAGAUUAUAUAGACGGAAUUGCACUUCAGUCUUAUUUUGACUAUGCUAAUAAUACUUAUUUAUUAGACAGAACCCAUACACUAUAUCCACACAAAUUUAUGCUUUCAACUGAGGCUGCUGUAGGUUCGAAAUACACCGGAGCAGCAACAAUGGGGGACUGGGCCAACGGUGAACUUUAUGCUACAGAUAUUAUUCAAGACUUUAACCACUGGGUAACUGGAUGGAUAGACUAUAACAUGGUGCUUGAUACUGAAGGAGGUCCAACUUUAUCCGAUCCAUUAAUCGCACCGAUUACGUCCAAUGUAACGGAGUUCUACAAGGAGCCGCAAUACUAUGUUUUAGCCCACUUCUCUAAAUUUAUUACGAGAGGUUCAGUUAGAAUAUAUUCUUCUCAGUGCGACGCUGACAAUUUGGUUCAACAGACUGCUUUUCAAAGACCAGAUGAUGGUAUAGUAGUAGUCAUUUUAAAUAGGAAUGAUUUUCCGGUGAAGAGGACUCUGAUCAACUGUGGCAAGUCAGAUAUUAAAUUAAGUUUAAGUGCCAGAUCAAUAACAACUGUGGUAUAUUGGUAAAACUCAUAUGAUUUUUAAGUGAAAAUAUAAUAUGAUUUUAAUAAAAUUUUUCUGAAAUAAACAUAAAACUUUUUAGCCUC